CACCUGCCUUCUGCCACUCGAAGCGCUUUCAUUGCGUCGCUUCUUGAUGCUCAAAUUCUGGAGAAAAAUACGGUUCUGACUAGAGAGGUUAUUCCUAUUUGGCAGAACAAGCCUCAUGGAACGACUCGCAGUGUGGUGAGGAGAAUAGGCUCCCUUGUGCCCAUGAAACCCCAUCCCAGGGCAUGUUUCCAGGAACUUCUAGUCCUCCCUCCGCUGCGGCCCAUGGAUGGCCCCAUGGUGCCCACACUGGCAGACAUUGCCUGGAUUGCAGCAGAUGAGGAGUCUGAGACCUAUGCCAGAGUGCGCAUGAGCUUUUCAAUGGCGCCCCUUCAAGAUGGCGCCCUACCAGCCCGCCGCCUCUGCCUCCUUCGUCAUCAGCGACGUGGUGAGGAGGACGUGGUGUCCAUUGUAUCAGAGCUGAUGCCAGACCCCCUGCCACUUGCGAACAUGUCGGCCUUUGACCUGGACCGUCCCAGCAUGGACUUCCGGGAGGCGGAGGAGGACAUGAUGUUGCUGUCCAAGUCCACCAGCUUCGCCGACGUCAUGGACAUCCUGAAGGACAUGAACCGCAUGAAGAUGAGCAAGGACAGGUAUAACAGAGGCUGCACCUCCCUAAUGGGGGGAGUCAGAAACUGCCUCGCUGAUCUCAGAGGCCCUGAGGAAGAACUUUACCCUGAAGGAUUAAGACAUUAUGGGGAUGAAGAAGGCUCUGUAGUCCUCAACCUCCACCCAACUCCACCUCCCCACCUCAAACCCCUUGACACCUGACCCCCUCUCCCCCGACGACACCAGCAUGAGCUUUUCAAUGGCGCCCUUCAAGAUGGCGCCCUACCAGCCCGCCGCCUCUGCCUCCUUCGUAAUCAGCGACGUGGUGAGGAGGACGUGGUGUCCAUUGUAUCGGAGCUGAUGCCAGUCGACAAACAUUCAUACACAAUACGGCUCGCAAGAUUAGACAGAAACAUAAAUAAACAUUUAUCUAUCAAGCUUUACUUUUAAAAUGUCAAUUGCCAGUGGACACUCCUAUGUGUGUUGCAUGCCAGGAUUUUACUCUUGUUCUACAGAGGAUUGUGUUUCAUUGUUUCCGUGUCUCUCUCUUCUGUUGCCGGGCUUGUGCCUAAGGACCCAGUCCCCAUGGAGACCCGGAUGCACCUCAUCAACCAUGGCAAUGGCUAAACAACACGUCUGGAAAAACAAGCAACCACCUCCCAGCAGGCCAAGUCGGUCUGAACCAAACCAAAUUGAAACCAUACCCCAAUGUCCAGGCACGACAUCUCCUGUUAUUCAAUCAACACUCCCCGUACGCUCACUAUCUGGGCCCACACACCUCCCCAAAAGGAGGAUUCCUUAUCCCAUUGGUUCAAAAGCAAUGUCAAAGCAACUUCAUUUUGUGGGUGCUGUACAACUUCCACUUCAGAUUUCACCUACUUUGAUGUCUCUUGCUCACCAUCAGACUGACUACAAGUGCUGCCUAGUAACUUUUUUCUCGUAUGUAUAGUGCCUGUCCUGGUACCAUGAGAGAAACCAUUCCCCCUAUUUUUCCCGACAAGCUUCAACAGAAGAGUUGUUGAUGAACGCAUUUGUUGGAGUGGGAUAGUUUUAUUUUUUUAUCUUUUCAUUUCUGUAUAGUCCUUGAAGUUGUAUGUACAAAUAAGACUGCAGAAAGUAACAGAGUACUGCAAUACCUACACAAUUCUUUGUUCAUUUACAGCAAAACAUCUGUUCAAGUUUGUUAGUCAUGAUCAAUGUGUACAGCAUAAGUUUGCGAAUAAACAAUCUUCUUCACAUAGCUCCUAACCUACUCAUAACCCCAUUGUACCAGUACGAGAAAAUGUUAUCGCUGUCCUUAGUGUAAUAACUCUCAGAAUUUAGCUUGAUUGAUGGACGCUGUGCAACAUGAUAUAGAGAAAUAAAUCCCAAUUUGAAAUCGGUCGAUGGCCAUGACUAAAUAAUAAUGAUGUGUGUGGUCUUUGAACUUGUCUGAUACAAGGACAGCUUGGAAGACUUGUAAAUCUACUAUAAAAUUAGAAUUUAAGUGUUCUCCUUCCUUGUGUGCUGUUGUGCUAUAUCUGCCUGUUAAGACACCAGCGAUAAACUGCCGUUUUUUUUAUUACAGAAUCUGUGGCUCUUAGGUGUAGGAGACCAUGUGCAUGUGUGCUGUCACAAUAUACUAAAUAUAUGAGUAUAAGUGUCACUUGUGUGGCUUUUGAAAAUAAAUUAUCCUGUGCAUGCCUUACUACAAAACCUAUUGACUCUAUCAAUAUGACAGUUUUUCCUUUUAUUCAUUGGUUAGUGUGCUUUUUUAUUUUUAUCAACCCAUCCCCAUUUGUCUUUCCACUGUUUUGGCUUUUUCCUCCAUUUACAUCCUCUGUAGCCCCAUAAACUUGUAUGCAUCCGCCACACUUUUGAUGACAUUUGCAUAAAUCAAGUGACUGACUACCUCAGGAGCCAAUCAGGUGUAAUUUCUUAAUCUUUGUCACGAAACCCCUACCCCUUCACAGAAGAAAUCCUGCUCUCCACUUAAGCUCUUAUAUCAGGACAGUAAUUCAGGACAGUAAUUGAGAUGUUUGAAUAGCAACUUGUGUCUAGGAAGGGGAACUCUAGUUUAGUUUGCAGUGAAAAGUAUGUGGACACCUGCUCAUCGAACAUCUCAUUCCAGAAUCAUGGGCAUUAAUAUGGAGUUUGUCCCCACUUUGCUGCUAUAACAGCCUCCACUCUUCUGGGAAGGCUUUCCACUAGAUGUUGGAAUAUUGCUGCGGGGGACAUGCUUCCAUUCAGCUACGAGCAUUAGUGAGGUCGGGCACUGAUGUGGGCGAUUAGACCUGGCUCGCAGUCGGCAUACCAAUUCAUCCCAAAGGUGUUCGAUGGGGUUGAGGUUGAAGUUCUUCCACACCAAUCUCAACAAACCAUUUCUGUAUGGACCUCGCUUUGUGCACAGGGGCAAUAUCAUGCUAAGGGUACUAGUCCAAACCAUGAAAAUCCUAUUCUUCUCCACCAAACUUUACAGUUGGCACUAUGCAUUCGGGCAGCUAGUGUUCUCCUGGCAUCUGCCAAACCCAGAUUCCUUCAUUGGACUGUCAGAUGGUGAAACAUGAUUCAUCACUCCAGAGAACGCGUUUCCACUGCUCCAGAGUCCACCACUCUUUCUGACGCUUGGCAUUGCGCAUGGUAAUCUUAGGCUUGUGCUUGGCUGCUUGGCCAUGAAAACCCAUUUUAAUGAAGCUCAACGUUAUUGUGCUGACGUUGCUUCCAGAGGAAGUUUGGAACUUGGUAGUGAGUGUUGCAACUGAGGACAGGUGAUUUGUAGACGCUACGCGCUGCAGUACUCGGCGGUCACGUUCUGUGAACUUGUGUUGCCUAUUUUAGAUGCCUACCACUUCGAGGCAGAGCCGUUGUUGCUCCUAGACGUGGGUGGGGUGUCCACAUACUUUUGUGUAUAUUGUAUAUAUAUCAGGUGAAUAAGGAUUUGCCCAGCUCUGUUACUGUCGGAGUUAUUUUCAGUGUCUGGCUCACCAAAUAGGCAUUUUUUUGUGUGCAAGAUCGAGACAACAAAGCAAAGCUUUGAGCAGAGCAUUUCACAAAGAAGUAUGUUUAAGAAUUAUUUAUUUUUAAGGUUUGGCAUUGCUCAUAUCUAGUCAAGAGUUUAUGGGAACGGAAUCAGUGCAGUUAUCACUAUUCUUGGUGCACCACAUUCUCAUUGAUAAAAAGGGAUCUUUAUUGACAUUUCAGUCACCAGCUUUGUGUUUGUAUUCUACUUUGUCACCAUUUUUGUUUUGGCUAUCUAGUGACCAUGCCAUCUAAUGGUCUCUGAUUAAAUACCUGCCAUGUGUCUGUAUUCUGCCAAAUGGAAGAAAUAGCUGUGUUUGUUUGUUUUGUGUUUAAACUUAAAUAAAGAUGGGCUGACGUUUUAAACUCCAGACCCAUUCUUUAUCA
Salvelinus fontinalis (brook trout) is the source of this 3930-nucleotide messenger RNA. Its product is annotated as mitochondrial fission regulator 1-like. Gene Ontology annotation, cellular component: mitochondrion. Gene Ontology annotation, biological process: mitochondrial fission; aerobic respiration. The record is from RefSeq and is a predicted model, not a curated record. Bases 163 to 768 code for a protein of 201 amino acids. NCBI's taxonomy places the organism in Eukaryota, Metazoa, Chordata, Actinopteri, Salmoniformes, Salmonidae. The transcript has 6 exons.